AUGUCUUCAAAUAAUCAGAGACCCUCGAUGGGGCCCCCAGAAACACCGAGCAGAUAUAUGCAGCAACAGUCUCCGGGCCUUUUUCCAACAUUGCAGCUCUCCCCAGACAUGUAUGCACACCAGUUCUCCGUAGGGCCAGCUACGGCUCCAAUAUACACGAGCCAGAGCCUGUUCUGGGACCCCUCCUACAAUGAUCCGUCCAUAUCCCAGCAAUAUCAAGGUUCAUUUCACUACAGUCCAGUGGUACUAAGCAGCUCGUUUGCCUCUUCAUCCACAGUGGUACCCAGCUUUGUUGCCCAAGAUGCACUGUCGGAAGAACAGCCUUAUGACUUGCCUAGCCUACCCCGUUCCGCCAGUUACUCCAAUGUUGACAGCUCUGCCUUUCCUGCCCCAUUCACAACCUCACCGCGUGUGUUUCAACCACAAAUGGAGAACCCAAGCAUGUUUCUAAGCUCACCGGCAAGGCGAUUUGGUACCUCCGACCAAUUUUCGAGCCGCUUCGCGCAGAACGCUGCGCCCGAGCGCCCGGCUUAUGCGCAUCAGAUUGAGGAAUCCAGGCGGGAGGAGGAAAUGAAGCGAAUGCGGCGAGCGGAUAUGAAGAAACCAUCCAUUACACGAUCGGUAAUGGAAGCCUUAAGACGACCUAUCACGCCCAAGAAGGACGGCAGACCGGGUCUCAAGCGGAGUUUGACGCACACUGGAGUGCGGAACGAUCGCAGCCUGAAAGUUCAGACUCAGGGGAUCCGCGAAGGACGCAACUCUCCCGUCCUCCUUGAACACAAUCGACUCCGCUCAGGGCGCUCAUCUCCUCUCAAGCCGAACGCAGACCCCAUCUCCCGGGCUCUCACCAGUAGCCGCAAUGCUAAACGAGCAUCUCUGUCGCUUGCAAUUGACGAAAACGGCGUGGCCAAGACGGUCAUGACUCAAGAUGCUGGAGAUAUGGACCUGGAUCAACCGUCAGACAGCGAUGCCGAGUCCUUUGACGACACAGACUUUCACAUCCUCCACAGCCAGAGCAACUCCUUUGCUUUCGGGGGAUAUGAGGAUCAAGCUCCUUCGGACAGGUUCUCCGGUCAUUCAAAGACUAGUUCCCGUUCUACCAUGGCCUCGAUUAGCUCUGCGAGACAGUCAUCAUAUCAAAGCUCUGCCUCCAGUGCAUCGAAAACCCGAGGGACCGAUGGAUACCAUGGUCGGAGGCCGCGGCCCAUUCUUGGCUCUACGAUUGAAGACGACACACUAAUGGAGGAAGAGCCUAGGGGCGAUGCCCAGCAUGCAUUGCGAGCCAUAAUCCAAGAUCGCUCUCGGUCCACAUCGGCAGGGGACAGCAAUAACCCAAUGCAAUUGCAUUCCUCUCCUCCCUUGCAGCAAGCUCAAUAUGCUUUUUAUAACGCCUCGCCAACAACAAUCACGGAUCCGGAUUUAGCUACGCCGAGCACCGACAGGGAGAGUCUCGCAAGCAACGUGAGCAUGCGUUGCUUGUGCAAAUCUCCCAUGCUGGACGGGUCGGUGCCCAUGAUUCAGUGGUAA
Molecule: messenger RNA, 1527 nt
Organism: Fonsecaea multimorphosa CBS 102226
Lineage: Eukaryota; Fungi; Ascomycota; Eurotiomycetes; Chaetothyriales; Herpotrichiellaceae
Exons: 1
Coding region: 1-1527 (508 amino acids)
Source: RefSeq, a predicted model, not a curated record